Messenger RNA from Psylliodes chrysocephalus, 471 nucleotides. Lineage: Eukaryota; Metazoa; Arthropoda; Insecta; Coleoptera; Chrysomelidae. The record is from the annotation of a GenBank genome assembly.
AUGGAAUGUGAUAAGAAUUUUGGUCUUGUUAACCAAAAAUCAAGAGCAGAAGUUCCCGAAGACUGGUUGCAAAUAUUGGAGGAUGCCCGCCAUUCGCCAACUCCAUUCAACAUUAUCAAUGUGAAUCACACAUUAUUCCGUAGUUGGACAAAAUUUCUCUACAAUAGUUACCCUAAAAAGUCGCCAUGCCCAUCUAGGACAAUAAGAGAAAUCAACAUACAGAGAAGAGCUCUUCUACAAUAUCGCACCACAUACAAUGGGGCUUGGGAGUCAGCUUCAUUGCAAGGAAAACGCCGCAAAUCCUCAAGGCUACCUGUUUGUCACCUCAAGGAUUACGAAUUUAGGCUACCUGAGUAUAGCUGUGAAGGACAGCUUCCAAUAUCUGCUAAGAAGUUUCGCGAUAUUCAGCAUUUGAAAAAGUUUUGCAGCCGAGCAGCGCAAGAAUUUUUUGCAAAUUUGCCGCUCCAAUAA